Messenger RNA from Manis pentadactyla (Chinese pangolin), 933 nucleotides. It is a transcript of the gene PRSS55, whose product is annotated as serine protease 55. The transcript is spliced from 5 exons. The record is from RefSeq and is a predicted model, not a curated record. Lineage: Eukaryota; Metazoa; Chordata; Mammalia; Pholidota; Manidae. Gene Ontology annotation, biological process: proteolysis. Gene Ontology annotation, molecular function: serine-type endopeptidase activity.
AUGGCCCUCAGGAGGAAAGAUGAAUGUGGUAAAAGGCCCAUUUUUGAGGGUGGAGCUCAGUAUUCCAGAAUCAUAGGGGGCGCAGAGGCUGAGGUGGGUGAGUUCCCAUGGCUGGUGAGCAUUCAGGCAAGAAAUGAACAUUUCUGUGGUGGUGUGAUCAUCAACGAGUGGUGGAUUAUCACCGCUGCCCACUGCUUAGUCUCUGACGAGCUGGUCCCAACAGACUUGAACGUCGUGCUGGGAACCAACGACCUACACAGCCCAUCCCUGGAAGUAAAGGGGGUCACCAGCAUAGUUCCUCACAAGGACUUUAAGAUACUCAACAUGGACAGUGAUAUCGCCUUGCUGCUGCUGGACUCCCCCAUCACCUUCAGCGGCCUGAAGGAACCCCUCUGUGUGCCCAGGCAGCCCAGCCCCUCCAGGUGGCACGAAUGCUGGGUGGCAGGAUGGGGACUGACUGACACUGCUGACAAAAACUCUAUGACAACUGAUCUGAUGAAAGUGCCAAUGAUCAUCAUGGACUGGGAGGAAUGUUCAAAGGUGUUUCCAAAACUUACCAAAAACAUGCUGUGUGCUGGGUUCAAGAAUGAGAGCUAUGAUGCUUGCCAGGGCGACAGUGGGGGGGGGCCUCUAGCCUGCAGCACAGAAUCUGGCAAGAUAUGGUACCAAGUAGGCAUCACCAGCUGGGGAAGGAGCUGUGGACAGAAGAACACCCCAGGAAUUUAUACCUUGUUAGAAAACUUUAGCCUCUGGAUCAAGAAGGUGACUGAGUUAGAGGGAAGGCCCUUUAAUGCUGAGAAAACGAGAGCUCCCACCAAUCAGAAACCACUAUGCUCCCUGGCCUCAGAGUUCCCAGGGCCAGGCAGCCCCAGAUUCUGGCUCCUGCUCUGCCUUCUGGCCUCCUUGCUGUUCUAGGCCAUUUCCUACGGAUAA